Messenger RNA from Megalops cyprinoides (Indo-Pacific tarpon), 2473 nucleotides. RefSeq names its product eukaryotic translation initiation factor 4E type 2-like. Bases 214 to 915 code for a protein of 233 amino acids. Gene Ontology annotation, cellular component: eukaryotic translation initiation factor 4F complex; cytoplasm. The record is from RefSeq and is a predicted model, not a curated record. Gene Ontology annotation, molecular function: RNA 7-methylguanosine cap binding; translation initiation factor activity. The transcript is spliced from 7 exons. Gene Ontology annotation, biological process: translational initiation. NCBI's taxonomy places the organism in Eukaryota, Metazoa, Chordata, Actinopteri, Elopiformes, Megalopidae.
UAGGAUUCAUGGAGGCUGCUCUGACACACAACGGAACUGCCUAACUAAUAUGAAAUUCAAACUUUCAUCUUUUCUUUCAUCGACAAAUGUUUCAAGAAUCGAUAGAUAUCUUUAAGCUGUUUUGCGUAUUAUACCAAGCUAGCUGUUUGGAAAAACAAGGGAGAUUUGCUGUCCUGGGGUUUGCUUGCUAGUUAGCUAGUUAGCUAGCAGGCGAUGAAUCAAGUUGACCAUCUGAAGGAUGAUGACGCCGGAGAUAACGACGACCCAGCAGAUAGUCGAGAAGAGAUGAGCGACAAUAAUGUAGUAGCGUUAGUCAACAAUAACAGUAACGUCGGUCGACGAAAGGCCGUUUCCCCAGGAGCAGGAGAACACCCGCUCCAGUACAACUACACCUUCUGGUACUUCCGCCGUACACCCAGUCGUCCUGCCAACAGCCAGAGUUAUGAGCAGAGCAUCCGUCAGAUAGGCACUGUGGCCUCGGUUGAACAGUUCUGGAAGUUCUACAGUCACCUGGUGCGGCCAGGGGACCUGACAGGUCACAGUGACUUUCAUCUGUUCAAGGAGGGCAUCAAGCCCAUGUGGGAGGAUGAGGCAAAUAAGAAUGGGGGGAAAUGGAUCAUCCGCUUGCGGAAGGGGCUGGCCUCACGCUUCUGGGAGAACAUCAUCCUGGCAAUGCUGGGGGAGCAGUUCAUGGUGGGAGAGGAGAUCUGCGGGGUGGUGGUGUCCGUCCGCUUCCAGGAGGACAUCCUUUCGAUUUGGAACAAGACGGCCAAUGACCAAGUGACCACUUCGCGCAUCCGGGACACACUCCGUCGCAUCCUCAACUUGCCUCCCAACACCAUAAUGGAGUACAAAACCCACAAUGACAGCCUCAGGGACAAUUCCAGUUUCCGCAACACAAAGAUGACAUUGUGAUUGAGCCCAGGGAGAAAAGAGGGGGGGAGAUGGAUGCAUAUACCGCCUUCUCUCUCUUCCCAGUAAUGGUUCUUGUCUUGGAAAUCAGUUACUACUAAAUCAAAGAAGUGAAUGAGCCAUGCCAUUCAAGGAGAGAGCAAGAGACAGACUAUUCACUGGGGAACCACUGAGAUGGACUGUGAUUACAGUGGUCUGCCACACAGCUUCACACAGGCAUUUUUAGCUAUUCUUACAGUGUUGGAGAAUCCGUUUACUUGAAUUUUAUUUUUUUUGUGUGAUAUUUCUUUAAUCAGCAUGUAUAUAACAUUUAUGUGUACACUCCUCACAAGUUUUCCUUUUCUGUAUGGUCCAGUGGUCAAGUUUUUACUGGUCUUGGUACACCUAGUUCACCUAGUAUAAAUCAGUUAACAGUUGCACUUUCCUACAGGUUUAGUCAGGAGAAAUUAAGGUUCUUGAAGGUUCUUUUGAACUCAGGGUAGUAUCAUGAAAACUGGUGUCAGUGCCUCUCACUUUGGUCAAUUGGAGUCAUUACUGUUUUAUUCAGGGUGAUAUAUUUUGUGUUUAUUAUGAUUGGGAUAUCAGUGUUAUAAAAUAAGGUAUAAGGUUUUGAGCUUAAUUUGAAUGUGCAUCAUGAAUUUAUGUCUAUCAGGUUACAGGACAUACAGAAGAUGACUAUCAAAAUGGCAUUUUAGAUAGAUGGUAAACCACUGUGCAGUCCACCAGGCCCACAUUGAAAUGAACUGUACAUGACCAUUUUGUACACAUUUGCUAUAUGAUGUAUCCAAUUAAUGUAUUUGUAAAUUUCACCUUUUUAAAACAUUCUGUCAGUGGCAACGAUGUUGCAUAUGAAUCGAAUAGAAAAAUCGGAUUAUUGAAGGGUAUACUGCGAUGCAUGAUCAAGAUUGUGACAUUAUAGUUUCCGCCACAGGGGGGCAGAAUUGGUUCUUAGUGUGCUUCAUGCGUUAAAGCAUAUAAUUGGCAAUUUAUAGCCAGUGAUGCCGAAAACCAGAUAUUGUUUAACUGUAUUUAAAUAAAUCAAAGUAUGAUUUGACAGUGUGACGAUUUGUCUGGCGACAACACAUUGGGUACACGAAGACUUUUUUUUUUACUUUUUUUCUGCCAGAGUGAGAAAUGUAUUUUGUAGCAGCUUAGUUAAGAGCAUUUUAAACAAUAAAUAAAAUUAAAAACGGUGUUAGACCUGAUCUGAAGCGAAGUUGUCCUCCACUUGUCGAAACAACCUGGACGUUUCAUGGCAUUGGAUAUGUUGUCUUCGUGUUGGUACAUGCGUAUUGCGAAAUAAAAAGCGAAACAAAAGACGAGGCUUGGUGAUUGAAGGUAGCGACCAUAACGGAAGUAAAAAAUAUAUAUACAUAUAAUUCCCCAUCUUGAUGGGAGGAAAGUCUUGUGUAAAAGUCUAUUUGUAAAGCUACAUAUCUUUGAGGUUAAGAUUUGCUGGAUUUUUCUAUUUUUUUAAGUGGAAGUAUAGUCCUGGAGGUCUACAGUCAGCGCCAAUUUCGGAAAGAAGAAGGGAAUUAUCAAAACACAAUAACAAAUAUUC